Seminavis robusta is the source of this 1482-nucleotide messenger RNA. NCBI's taxonomy places the organism in Eukaryota, Bacillariophyta, Bacillariophyceae, Naviculales, Naviculaceae. The record is from the annotation of a GenBank genome assembly.
AUGCGUUGCUGUGGCUGCAAAGUGCACAAACCGGCGUGCCUGUUGGUUCUUGGUCUCGUCAUUGGAGUUCAGAUAUUUUUGUUUCAGAGCGACGAUGCCGUGAAUGUGUUUGUCUUGUCCGAACCCAAGUUGAUGGACAAUUUGCCGUAUGGCGAACACGAUGAUUUCCGAGAAGGACGAAGUUGCUUCUAUCACUCCCCGCAUAAAUUUCCCUGGAUGCCCUUGUGGGAAAAGAGUCCUUGGACAUGCCAAGAAUGUAACAAUGGAAAAUGCAAGCCUCUGGUCCCACACGGCAGAUGUCCUCCGUUUCGGAGAAGAGAGACCGACCAAGUACCACGAGUCAUGAGUCAAGCUAGUCCAUUGACCAACCAAAAGUCACACACACUGGUCUACCAUCACGACAGUCAUACAAGUUAUGCCCAGGUCGAGACACCUGCUUGCAGUGGUACUCUGGCAAUGCCUUGCUUUGAUCUGAAUCGAUGCAGUCGAUUUGGACCUGUCAAGGUCUUCGGGUAUGGGAAAACUGUGGAAGCAUGGGUGGACUACGCCGUGACACAAACCAAGGGAGUCGAUGUCAUUCAGAAAACCAACAAUCCACAAGAUGCCUGUCUGCUUGUUGUGGGCAGGGACUCCUUUGCUGCGCCAGAAGAGUUGCUGCAAAGCAAGCAUUGGAAAGGAGGGCGAAACCACUAUAUCUUCAAUUCGAUUGAACUCUUUGGAACUCAUGGAGAUAGACCCUUCAACACAAAGUGCCAUUUUGGAAUGGCUGCCACCUCGCAAGUAUCUGCUGACGACGCAUUCAGCCGGGAAGGCUUUGAUACACCAAUGGGAUUGUAUCCGAAAUGGAAGAGACCAGAACAAUAUCGCGAGCUGGAUAUCAAUCGAAAGCGACGUCUUAUACUAUCCUUUCGAGGAGCCGUGUAUUCCUGGGAACAAAGAUAUUGGCAACAUCGAUGGAUUGCAUCGGAAUAUUGGGAAAAAGCAUCCGAUAUUUCCGUGGAUACCAAAUGUGGAAUCAAACGAAUAAAGCCAGAAAUGGACGAAGAAAAGAGAUUGAAUCCUGGAAAAAUAGACUAUGAAGUCAAAGAUGGCAAAGCACAUGAAGAAAUGCUGUUGAAUUCUACAUUCGUUUUCUGCCCAGGAGGGGGCGGGGCCAACAGCUUCCGCUUUCCAGAAGCUUUAUCUGCAGACGCCAUUCCCGUUGUGACAUCCGAUUUUCUACCGCCGUUUUCGCCAGAAGUUGAUUGGAGCAAUUGCCUUGUGCGGGUGAGCGAAGCCCGUGUGGUCGAUAUUCCCAAUAUUGUCAGAACUAUCCCAGAAGAGGAAAUUCGGAAACGAAGGAAAGAGUGCAAACUACUGUACGACAAAGUUUAUGGAAAUGAGAUUAGUCAACAUUUUACAGUUGCCAUGCAAGUGUGGGCCAUUCGCAUCAAGAGCGCAUUACGGAGAAAGUUUGAAAUGCUGGACAUUGUGCUUGCUUAG